Colletotrichum acutatum is the source of this 807-nucleotide messenger RNA. RefSeq names its product PQ loop repeat-domain-containing protein. Gene Ontology annotation, cellular component: membrane. Lineage: Eukaryota; Fungi; Ascomycota; Sordariomycetes; Glomerellales; Glomerellaceae. Bases 1 to 807 code for a protein of 268 amino acids. The record is from RefSeq and is a predicted model, not a curated record. The transcript has 5 exons.
AUGGCCGCCGUCAAUCUGGGACAACCUGCGUUGCUAUCGCCGGGCCCUAUCUCCCAGGAUGACGCAUCCGAGAUACUCGGCAGCAUCAGCAUGGCUGCUUUUCUCUGCCUCUUGAUCCCGCAGCUUGCCGCCAACUACAAGUUGAAGAGCGCGGACAGCUUAUCUAUGGCAUUCCUGUUCAUUUGGCUUUUGGGAGAUGUCACCAAUUUACUAGGCGGUUUAGCGAACGGCAUCGCGCCCGCAAGCAUAGCCGUGACAACAUAUCUUUGCUUUUCGGACUCCACACUCAUUUGCCAGUGCCUGUACUACAACUCCAAACGUCGGAUCCAAAACCUCGUACAGCCCAGCACGCCACGAUCGCAAUCUCCCGAGCGACGACCUCUUCUCGAACCCGCAGACUCUUCUGAAGACGUGAACUCAACGGGUCACUACCAAGUUGCCUCUCCCGGCUCGACUCAAGUUGUGGACAAGGAUGAGGAAACCGACAUUAGCACUGUACGCACUCUGCACGACUGGCGGUUUAAUGCGGCAUGCCUUGUCAUGGUCGCUAUCCUGGGGAUCUCAGGAUGGUUCUUGCUUCGUCAGCUUGGGUUGCUUGGCGGUGAGGAUCCUCCUGGAGCCGUCAGCGUUACAGAACUGCCAGGUAUUUCCGAAUCUGUUGGUUCAGCAUUGGGAGUCAUCGGCGCGAUCUGCUAUCUGUGUGCCCGGAUUCCUCAGAUCAUCAAGAAUUACAGAGGAAAGUCUUGUGAAGUGUCAUUGCGUACAAGCAAGACAAAGAGUAUUUACUUACCAGCCUUCCGUGGCUAA